AUGCCUGCGUCACCACUACGUCCCUCCCCCUCACUACCGCGCAGCAACAUGUCCGGCACAGCGUACAAGGCAAACACUGUAAAAAUCAGUGAUCAGGCGAUCUUCAAUGAUAAACAUGUCAUGACGCGAGUCUUUGCGGGUAUGCUGGCCCAGGGGGACGGCAAGCGUAACCUGUGGGAUUACAGCCCCUUGGUGAUCCAGCACCUUUGCAUAUAUCAUUAUUGCAGAACGAUGUUUGGUCCGACACCUAUUGCGUACCUGAAGUGGGUCUUUGUCCUUGGACAGUUGAUGUUCAAUGAAAAUGAUGACUCGUCUGCCACUGCUCGUGAAUUUAUCCAAGCUUACGAACGAUUUGUACCUGACAAGGUCGAUGAGAGCACCCCUGGAUCUGGCGUCAUCAUCCCGAACCACAUCUUCAUUCAUGGCGAGACAAUCUUCCCAUGGCGCAUCCCGGAGGCAGAGCCGAGCAGCCCAAACGCGCUUUGGGGAUGCACGGAUGGCAGCCCGUGGUUCCGCUCUUGGCUGAAUCGGGAGGAUGAGGCUAGACAGCUCUUGUCGCUCGCCGCGGAGGUCAGGAAUCUUGAGGAAAUCGACCAGGAUAGUGUUUUCAGCUACCAUAUGUCUAAUUUUCAUCGUUUGCGUCGAACAUGCGGUGUAAAUGGCCACAUGUAUCUCCAGCACGUGAUGGGAUUGGCAUUUCUAUACACCGACGAAUACGACAAGAAGUCAGAAAAGGAUUUGAAGUCUGACUUUGCCGAGAUGUACUAUCGAUGGAGUGGACGAUGGGCAGACCCAAACGAGAAACUGAUUCCUUGGGUCGGCAACAAUUUUCGCAUCAUUCCUCUUACACUCGAUAUGAUUUGGAGCAGGGGUCCAUACGGCGAACUCGAGUUCAAGGAGGAAGAGCCUAACCCGGUGCGAGUUCUGCACGAGUUUUUUACCAUACAUAGCGGUGUCAAGAGUGUCGAGGUGGCGCAGUCGAAGUCGGUGUGA
Molecule: messenger RNA, 993 nt
Organism: Punctularia strigosozonata HHB-11173 SS5
Lineage: Eukaryota; Fungi; Basidiomycota; Agaricomycetes; Corticiales; Punctulariaceae
Exons: 5
Coding region: 1-993 (330 amino acids)
Source: RefSeq, a predicted model, not a curated record